Trichoplusia ni (cabbage looper) is the source of this 5532-nucleotide messenger RNA. Its product is annotated as BAG family molecular chaperone regulator 2. Lineage: Eukaryota; Metazoa; Arthropoda; Insecta; Lepidoptera; Noctuidae. Gene Ontology annotation, biological process: protein stabilization. The record is from RefSeq and is a predicted model, not a curated record. Gene Ontology annotation, molecular function: adenyl-nucleotide exchange factor activity; protein-folding chaperone binding. The transcript has 4 exons. Bases 201 to 800 code for a protein of 199 amino acids.
UUCGGAAAUGUUCAAGAAUAUUUGAGAGAGAAACGUCACUUAAUUUGUUUUGGUUAGUUUGAUUUUGACGUCUCAGGUGAAAAUUGUUCCUUCUGUUUGUAAUAAUCAGAAGUAAUAUUAAGAAUUGUACCUGAGUGCAAAAUAUCUACGGUUAUAUAGUAAUAACGCUGGCCAAUACGAGGGGUGACGAUUACGAAAGUAUGGAAGUAGAUCAAUUUGCAGUGGACUUGUAUGCCGGCGAGGGCUCGCGGCUGCCCCUCAUCGACGAAUCUGCCACUUUCGGGAACCAGGCGCCGAAAGACAGACUGAUAGCCAUCUUGGAUCAAGUGGAGAUGCGCGUGGAGCGGCUGCGGCGCGACACGGUCCGCAUCGAGGAGGAGCGGGACUCCUUGCUGUCCACCCUCGACAGCAUCAAACACUCGGAACUGCUUGGUGAUGUGACAGAAUGUGACAAGGACGACAUCACCCGGUACGCGGACCGCAUCCUCGCCAGGGCGAUGACGGUGGAGGUGGCUGUUCGCACCGACCGGGACGCGCAGCAGGAGGAGGCUUUACACCAGGUGAACAUGUACAUAGACCAGCUGGUGAUGACGGUGCACGACGACGCGGUGAUCGCUCACACGCGCUGCCAGACGUUCAUGAACGCGUGCACGUCGCAGCCGGACCCGUCCACCGGCACCGACAAGAACUUCGAGUCCGCCAUCCUCGGCUGCACCCUCGACGAUCAGAAACGAGUCAAGAAACGCCUGCAAGGUCUCCUCGACUACUUCGCUAAACUCAACGUGACCACCUGCUCGUGAGUCGCAGACAUGCUUGACAGCAUACUUGUCUUUCGCUGAGCGUGACGCUUCGCCUUUAUUUGGACAGUGCGUGCGAGGAGGCCGUAGUACACCAGACACCAGACAAACAGUGAUACAUUGUGUGUGAGCGUUUCUACUGUUUACGAAUACUGAAUCCAUUUUCUUAGUUAAGUCUGUCGUAUCGUACGAAGUGGUUAAACUGAAGUGGUAUUCAGUAUUCGCCUGAAUGUCUUUCAAUUUCAUUCAUCGUAAUGUUUACAGCUAAGAUCUGGUUGCCUAAUCAUCUAUAUUAAUGUGCUUUGUUACAGUAAACUAAUAGGCAUUUUAAGUCAUUUUUAACACGUUGAAUGAGCGAUUGAAAAUAAUGCUUUUAUUAAAAAUAGCUUUACUUAAACUCAAAUAUUCACUUGUCCAUGUUCACAUAACAUGAUGUAACUCAUAUGUUAUUUUACCUUUAGGCCUGACAUUCAACGUGUUACAUAUGAUAUCUCGUAAGACACGAUGCCCACUUUAACGCCGUUUAGUCAUACGCGGCACUUGACUGUUAGCUCAGCCGUAACGAACUCGAUAAACGCUCAUAUGAAAUUGAAAUGACGUAAAUUGAACAACAAGUACACAUAUGAAUGAACAUCGUUAUCUAGUCUUGCAUUUAUUUAGGAAAUAUGAAACUUGGUAACAUGAUUUUAUUUUAUAUUUACAUUAAGAAUUUCUUCCUUGUGUCGCGGGAGGUUUCACGAACACUCAAGUCACAGGAAAAAGCACAAGACUUCUAGACUCAGAACAAGUAAUUUGAUAACCCAAACACAAACUUUAGUGUGAUUUUCAUGGCAUGUACUUAGGUGACAGCCCCAAUCGAUUUUUUCCAUCCGACGGAUCGUUUUGCGAUUGUGACGAGUUAUCCUAAAGCCGCGAUAUUACUUAUCUCGAUGAUUAUAUACACAGCUGGAUACAGGUCUUCUUCCUGACACAUUUUUCUACCUUGUCUCUCAUCCAGGUGUUUCUAGCGAACUUAGCUAUAGAGCUUAACACAACAUCUUUUGUCUACUGACCCAAUUUCUUCUAAACAAAAACAUAUUAAACCAUGAGACCAAGUUUUCAUAUUUUCUUAACACUGAACACAUUACAUAUAUCCCUUUAGUACCUAAGACCAUAUUAUUAGUUUUGGAUUCGCUCAGACACUACCACUGUUUUAGAUCACACUAAUUAAAAGCUGAUUUAGACGUUGCGAAAACUUCUAACCAAUUGCGAUACAUUGCUGGCGAUUAUAUAUAAUUUUUGAUUCGAGACCUGUUCGACGGCGCAAUGUAUUGCAACGCAUGAUAUUUCUCGCAUCGUCUAUCGACGCAAGUGAUUUAAACUAUUAACGUGAUAACAGAAGUAACCAAAGUAGGCCCCUCCUCUCGUCAGGUCCACCGCAGUUAAAGCUUGGCAAUUGUGAUAAUUGUUCAUUGUAUUUUUAUUUUAGACGUUUUACCAAGUGUAUAGGAACUUGUUUAAGACUGUGAAGAAGUAAGGCUGCUGUACCAUCAAGGAUGUUUGUGGAUUGUGGAAAUGUAACUCUGCAUAGUAUUUUGUAGAAAUUUGAACCUUUUGAACCUUGAGAAUAGAGUCCAUACUUCUGUAUGAUAUUUCUGCUAUGAAUCUUUGUUUGUCUAGUCUAGCUGCUUUUAAAAGUUACGCUAAAUUCACCAAUCGAGCAAGAAUCUGAUUCUGGAACUGUAACCCUAAUCGUAAGGCAAUAAGGUCUGAAUAACAUGUGGUUCAAGUUUUAUAUAAAUGUUUCUUGAUAAUAUGCUGCUUUACAAGUAGUUCUUAAAACUCGUCGAAAUUAGAACAACAACUAUAAAAAAUAUGUUCGUUUACACUUAGUGAAGCGUCCAAGUAGUUUGUAUUCUUAGUAUUUUUUUAAUUAUUCCAUUGUUAGCGAUGUGGAAUGUUUUGUUUUUUGCGUUUAUUCAUACGGACCAUUAAUUAUUGUAGUUUACUUGUAAAAUAUAUCCUACUGCCGAAAUGAUUUAUAAACUUGUGUAUAAUGCUCCACACUGCGUUGCAGUUCGCUGCUUCGAUUGUUUAAUUUAUUCUUAAUAUGUAAAUAGUUUAUAUAACUAAUAUUAUUAUAUUAUGGUAACAUUAUGGUUAUAUCUCUCGGAUCCUAUUUGAUUCUCACGUUCUCAUGAAGAAUUAUGUUUUGUUCCGAAUAUCCUUGUGAAAGGAUUCAAUUAAACAUAUGCUAAGUAAGGCUCUGAUCCCUUUAAUGUUUAAAUAAGACAUUGCGAUAGUAAUACAUACAAUUGUGCAAACUUAUUGCCCUGUCGCGACGUGACCAAGAGCCGUUAAUUCUAAGUACUGCAUUUGUAGAGGCUUGUGACGUCAUCACAUGCUAAACCAGGUGAAGACGGAUGACUAGUAGUUCUAUAUCUGUGUACUCUCUCCAUAAGGUGUAUAACGUAAGUUCUUAAUAAAUAGUCAAGUUUUUAUACGUAGCGAAGUAAAUUGCACUGAUAAUGUAUGUGCUAUGUGUCUAUAUACAUAAGGUCUAUAAUAAGUAACUACGGUUUGUGAGGCUGUUAUGAGUAGCCCCGCCUACUGCCGCCCCUUGAAGUAAUAUAGUUGCGGCUGUGGGAGAAAGAUGUCGCUCUACUCUGUGUAUAGCGCUGUCACGCUUCCACAAGUGGCGGUAGACUCUCUGAUCACGAAUGUGAUUGUUUUAAUGAAAAUAUUCAAUUACGAAUUACACUUGGGUUUCCUUGAGGUUUAAACAGCUGAUUCAAAACCUUGCGAGAACUGGCUUUCAAAAUGUUAAAGGCUAGCUAACAGCUAUAACUCAUGUGAUUUAACAAAAUAUUGACAGCCAAUCAUAGCGUCUCAAGUCUAAAUGAUGACAAACUCAUGUAAACCCUGAUUGGUAAUUCAGAAAUUGGAGUUUUAGCGUAUCGAACAUAUACAUGUAGCUUUAUUAUUAAUGUAUAUUAAGAACCCUUAUCUACUCAAAUCCCAUCUCUAGUUUAAAACAAACACUGUGUGAGCAGACAGGCACUCUUUAACCGUUUAAGAAUUUUAGAAACAUCCUGUACUUACUUCAUUCAAAAUGAUGCUCAAUUUUUUAUCCGAACACAGUUAUUUUAAAUUGUAAAUUAUAGUUUCGAAGUAUAUGUAUAGUAUAGUUAUGAAAUAUACUAUUUUCUAUGUGAAACUGUCAAUUGUUAUCUAGAUAUAAUUUUGUGCUUCCUUCAGCUGCUAAAAGUGUCUAAAAUUUAUUUUGUUAUCGUUCUUGCUUACAAGCAUUACUAAUAUUUGAUUCAUCACAAUGUGUACCGAAUUACUAGUCUAAUGCCCGUAUACUGAAACGCUAUUUACUUUUAAAGCGAGUCUCGUGCCGUCUGUGUCGUUUUCAUACCUAAAGUUGAGACAGAUAUACUUUUAAAACAUCUUAAAGUUGCGUUCCAGUAUUGGGCUAGCGAGCUUAUCGACUGUCUUCAGGGUACAAUAGAUGUCGGCUAAAAGCGAAAUUAGCCAUUGAUUUGAUCAAAAUAAGUUAAAUGAAAGAUUUAUAUUUUGUUUAAAUAAUUAUAAUAUUACAGUUAUUUAAUAUUUAUCUCUUUAAAUGUCUUUUAGUCACCUUUGCUAUGUCUUAUGUUGUCUUUCCUAAGUCUUCUUGAUAGUGUACUCUGUACUAAGUACAAUCUAUGAUGUAUAAUAUAAGCUUUGGUCGUAGGUCGCCGUACUUAUUGGUUACUACACUGCCUGCUUUACAUAAUUCUAUUUGAAAGGAGGUAUGAAAGAAUAAAAAAGAAAUAAUAAUAAUAAUUUGCUACCAGUCUGUUUAGCUCUUAGGACUUUUGUAAUAGUGGAAGGGAGAUGGCAAACUACAUUGCGUCUAGGUGUGUCUCGCUUCCACGCUUUUCUCAAUGCGCGCUGUGUAUAUUAUUUUAACCAACGAAAGGCUAAGCCUAUACAAAUUUUACUAAAUUCGAAAAUGCAACUUUUGUCUUAAACAAGAAGACACAAUAGCACUUGUAUUUUCUUUUAUACUGCGAUUGGCUAAAGAGCUCGUAUUAAUAUUAGCAUUUUAAUCUAGUGCCUGAUUUUUAAACAAGAACUUUAGCGUGGAACAUAUCCGCUACUGUGGUAAUGUAACUGGCCACAAAUAAUAUGACUACAAUUUGGACUUCCUUUGUGUAGUCUGUGGGAUGCAAAGGUGGAAACAUACUAAUUAAACGCGAAGCCACGUCACGGCAUUCUACUCGUGUCAGUAGGCAAAUGCCAUCUCAGCAAAGCGUGUUGCAGCAUCACGUAGCGUGUUGGUAAUGUAUCCAGUGUUGACAAGUGGAUUCGGGUAGCGUGUUUCUAGUAUGUUUCCAACUUAAUAAAUGUUUUAAACUUCGAUUGAUAAUUAUAACCAGCGGAUCUUGGUGCCUGUUUUUCGAUAAGGUAUCCUAAAGUUUAAAUAUUUUAUAUUUAUUCUCUACCGGACAGCGAUAUUUUGUCUACUACCUACGCGUACUUUUAGUCACGUUAUUUGAAACCAGUUAUAAAUAAAGACUAUCUCGCUUUAGUGCCUAAAAUGACUGAUAAUUAUUGACACUUUCACCCUAUAUGUCUAAAUGUGUCGAUUGUAAGAAAUUUUUCGAAGCGUGUAACGUUUGUCGCAUUUUUAAGUUCAUUAGCUAUUAUCGUACGAUUUGUAAAGUUAUACCUAAUGGCGUCAUUUAAUAUAUACCAUAAUGUGAAA